This is a messenger RNA of Radiomyces spectabilis, 3035 nucleotides long. Its product is annotated as PMR1-type calcium-transporting P-type ATPase. Gene Ontology annotation, cellular component: endoplasmic reticulum; Golgi membrane; plasma membrane. The transcript has 14 exons. The coding region runs from base 114 to 2858 and encodes 914 amino acids. The record is from RefSeq and is a predicted model, not a curated record. Lineage: Eukaryota; Fungi; Mucoromycota; Mucoromycetes; Mucorales; Radiomycetaceae. Gene Ontology annotation, biological process: calcium ion transmembrane transport; manganese ion transport; intracellular calcium ion homeostasis. Gene Ontology annotation, molecular function: ATP hydrolysis activity; P-type calcium transporter activity; ATP binding.
CAUUGCAUUUGGGUAUUGGUUGCACAGUGAACUCCACCUAGACAGUCACAACGCUCAUUUGUAAAUGUCAAGAUUGAAGCGCCAGCGCAUACCGGAUUGUCCCCUCGCGAACGAUGGCAACUUCAUUGGCAGGGAAAACGACUCCAUCUGCCAAAGCCGCUAGACAGUCAAUACAACAAGUCGUAUCCGACUUUAAUUCCCAUGUUCAGCGUGGCCUGUUCCAGUCCGAUAUUCCCAGUUUACGGACUAUUUACGGCUCCAACGAACUUGAAAAAGACGAAGAAGAGUCCAUAUAUACGAAAUUUCUGAAAUCUUUCAGUGAAAAUCCCCUCAUCUUGCUGCUUCUCGGUUCAGCCUUAGUGUCGCUCCUCAUGGGCCAGAUGGAUGACGCUAUCAGUAUCACCAUGGCUAUUAUCAUUGUAAUGACGGUGGCGUUCGUGCAAGAAUACAAGUCCGAGAAAUCCUUGGAAGCACUGAAUAAGCUUGUACCUCAUUACUGUCAUCUUGUCAGAGAGGGACAAAUGCAGACUACCUUAGCCAAUGAAUUGGUUCCAGGUGAUCUGGUUCAUUUUAGCAUUGGGGACAGAAUACCGGCCGACUGUCGUCUUGUCACGGCGGUUGAUUUGGAGAUUGACGAGUCGAACCUGACCGGGGAAAAUAAGCCGAGACGAAAAAUAUUGGAGGCUAUCGGCACUCAUCCAUAUUCUGAAUUAUCGCUCGCUGAGCGAGACAAUAUUGCAUUUAUGGGCACCCUUGUUCGUAAUGGUCACGGUACUGGUAUUGUCGUGGCUACAGGCAAAUCCACCGAGUUCGGCAAUGUCUUUGAGAUGAUGCAAGAGGUUGAGGUCCGAAAGACCCCGCUCCAAAUCAGUAUGAACGAACUUGGAAAACAAUUAUCGAUUUUUUCCUUUGGCGUCAUUGCUGUGAUUGUAUUGAUUGGUCUUAUUCAACGUCGCAGCUGGUUGGAAAUGUUUACCAUUGGAGUGAGUUUGGCGGUGGCUGCCAUUCCGGAAGGUUUACCGAUUGUUGUGACCGUGACUUUGGCCUUGGGUGUUUUACGCAUGGCCAACCGACGCGCUAUCGUGAAACAGUUACCGUCUGUGGAAACCCUGGGAUCGGUCAAUGUGGUGUGCGCUGAUAAAACAGGCACUUUAACCGUGAAUCAAAUGACGGUCACCAAAGUGUUUACGGUCCACAAUCAAGAAUUGUUCAACUAUGAAUAUACGGCUCCUACAACCUUGAGUGAUGCUUUACGUCAAACACUUUUGAUUGGUAAUUUGUGUAACAAUGCGUAUGUUUCCGAACAAGGAACAUAUAUUGGUCAACCUACCGACAUUGCUCUGCUUGAUGUGGUGCUUCGCAGUGGGUUAAAGGAUGAACGACAUAAUUAUCACCGCCUUGGAGAGGAACCGUUCAAUUCCGACCAAAAGUAUAUGAGUGUGACCUGCCGACAUCAACAUGAAAAAGAAGAUGUGCCAGCAUUGAAAUAUUUCAAGGGCGCUACGGAAAUCUUGUUGGAACGAUGUACGACGUACUAUGAAUCCGCUCAAUCGCAACCUGCCUUUCCAGCAUCACUUAAGGAAGCAGUGUCUGAACAUGUGGCAGCCAUGAGUUCAAACGGCUUGCGUGUGCUUUGUACGGCUUUUGGUACGGGUGAUCAUGCCCUAUGCUUUACAGGUUUUCUUGCUGUGUACGAUCCCCCUCGAGAAGGCAUUGCUGACGCUACACGGAAGCUUGUCCAAGGUGGAGUGAAAGUGAUCAUGAUUACCGGUGACUCGGAGGCAACGGCCAUGUCGAUUGCCCGCAAAUUAGGCAUCCCCAUGAACAAUUCAAAACACAGUUGUUUAACCGGUCGUGAUAUUGAAGCCAUGUCAGAACGUCAGUUACAGGAAAUGAUUCACACCGUGUCCGUGUUCGCGCGUACGACGCCCAAACAUAAACUUGCUAUUGUCAAAGCGUAUCAGAACACGGGAGCCGUUGUUGCCAUGACAGGCGAUGGUGUGAAUGAUGCUCCCGCUCUCAAGAUGGCAGAUAUUGGUAUUUCAAUGGGUAAAAGCGGUACUGAUGUAUCCAAGGAGGCGGCCGAUAUGAUUUUGGUGGAUGAUGACUUUUCCACCAUUUUGCACGCGAUUGAAGAAGGCAAAGCAAUCUUUUAUAAUAUUCAAAAUUUCCUGACGUUCCAGCUAAGUACCAGCAUUUCAGCCCUGUCCCUGAUUGCUCUGUGCACAUUAUUUGGCUAUUCAACACCCUUGAAUGCAAUGCAAAUUCUUUGGAUCAAUAUCAUCAUGGAUGGUCCUCCCGCACAAUCACUGGGUGUAGAACCCGUGGAUCCUGACAUUAUGAAGAAACCUCCGAGAGCGCGAAAUGCGAAUAUUCUUUCGAAACGGCUUGUCACACGUGUGCUCACUGCUGCGGCUGUGGUAGUCGUGGGCACGCUCUUUGUUUACAUAUCGGAAAUGAAGGAUGGUAUUGCAACGCAAAAGACAGCCACCAUGACAUUUACGACGUUUGUAUUCUUUGACAUGUUCAAUGCUCUGAGUUGUCGAUCGGAGAAACAGUCUAUUGCGACCAUUGGAUUCUUUUCUAACCGCAUGUUCAAUUUUGCCGUGGGAGGAUCAAUUAUUUCACAGUUGCUGGUAAUUUACGUUCCUUUCUUGCAACGGAUUUUCCAAACACAGCCUCUUUCAUUUUACGAUCUUUUGAAGAUCGUCCUCGUCUCAAGUACGGUAUUCUGGAUUGAUGAAGUGAAGAAAUACUGUGCGAACAAAGGACUCAGCUUGGGACGAGACCAUCGAUCCAAACUCAAGUAUCGACUAUCCCAGCAAGACCGCGUGGAAGAUGCUAUUAAUGCUGUAUAGAUUUAGUCCCUUUGUUUUUAGUUUCAGCACUCGUCAAAAUGUAAUAUACCAAAAAAAAAAACCUGAAAUCUCCCACCUUAAUCUAGUUCACUUUUUUUUCAUUACAUCAUUCAUGUGUCCGUAUCAUAGACUAUCUAAAUACACUAUUUAAGUAUAAAGGAAUGGCGUAAAAAGCGU